Messenger RNA from Diospyros lotus (date-plum), 1743 nucleotides. RefSeq names its product organic cation/carnitine transporter 3-like. Gene Ontology annotation, biological process: transmembrane transport. The transcript has a single exon. The record is from RefSeq and is a predicted model, not a curated record. The coding region runs from base 75 to 1604 and encodes 509 amino acids. Gene Ontology annotation, cellular component: membrane. Gene Ontology annotation, molecular function: transmembrane transporter activity. NCBI's taxonomy places the organism in Eukaryota, Viridiplantae, Streptophyta, Magnoliopsida, Ericales, Ebenaceae.
UAUAAAGAGAGAGAGAGAGAGAGAGAGAGAGAGAGAGAGAGCGUGCACAACGUGGAGCCAGGCAGCAGAUAUAUAUGGAGAUGGCGGAUCCGACUACUCCCCUCCUCUCCCCACGCGAGCCAGAAGAAGCUCCGAAACACAAAUCCAACGACGAGACUAUUGAAGAUAGUAUAGGAGAUUUUGGGUGGAAACAGUUUGUUCAGUCUCUCCUUAUCUCAUUUGCAUGGGUCUUCGACGCACAGCAGACCUUCAUAAGCGUCUUCACCGACGCCCAGCCGGCGUGGCACUGCAAUCAUCAAGACCAAGAACACGAUUACUGCAGGGCCACCGGAAACAUCUGCCAGCUUCCCAGGAGUUCAUGGUCCUGGGAUAUGCCUGACAACAGCUCCAUAGUAUCGGAGUGGUCGCUAGAGUGCACGGGCUCGGUCGUCACCGGCCUGCCGGCAUCGUCCUUUUUCAUGGGCUGCGUCGCCGGAGGACUCAUCCUCUCGACCCUCGCUGACUCCUCCUCGCUCGGCCGGAAAAACAUGCUUCUGCUGUCGUGCCUGCUCAUGUCUCUUGCCGGGGCAUUCACAGUCUUCUCUUCCAAUAUCUGGAUUUACUCGGCCCUGAGAUUCGUAUGUGGGUUUGGCAGGGCAACCAUAGGGACAUGCUCUCUGGUUCUAGCAACCGAGCUCGUCGGAAAACGGUGGCGAGGCCAGGUUGGGAUCAUGGGAUUCUUCUGUUUCGCGGUAGGGUUUCUAUCUUUACCGGCUCUGGCUUACUUAAAUCAGGGAUCUUCGUGGAGAUUACUCUAUCUAUGGACGUGUAUUCCCGCACUGUUCUACUGCGUAUUGAUCCAUUUCUUCGUCCACGAGUCACCCCGAUGGCUCUUCGUUCGGGCCCACGAAAAAGAACUCCUCGCAACGCGGAAGAGUAAUAAUGAUCUGUACUCGGCAAUCGGGAUGCUAGUGGAGAAAAGCUGGGCAAUGAAACGACUGGCAGGGGUUAUGGCUGUCGGAUUUGGGACCGGAAUGGUGUACUACGGGAUGCCACUGGGCGUCGGAAGAUUGGGAUUCAAUCUCUACCUCAGCGUGACGCUGAACGCAUUGUCGGAGCUGCCGGCUGCGCUCUUCACAUUCUUCCUGAUCGGGAGACUGAACAGGAAACCCUCCGUCUUAGGAUUCAACACGCUGAGCGCAACAUGCAGCCUUACGUGCGGCGCCAUCAUGACGAUGACUGCUGGCGGCGGCGGCGGAGAGACGGUGAGGUGGAGGAGGGGAUUGGAGGUGGGGCUAGAAGUGGUGGCGUUCUUCGGGGCGUGCACGGGGCUUAACGUGCUGCUGAUAUACACAUUGGAGUUGUUUCCGACGUGCGUGAGGAACUCGGCGGUGGCGCUGGUGCGGCAAGCGCUGGUGUUGGGCGGGGUGGUGAGCCCGGUGUUGGUGGCGGCUGCCGCCAAAUAUGGGGUAAUGAUGCUGUCUUACGGCGUGUUUGGGGUGACAAUUGGGUUGUGCGGGUUGUUUGCUACGUGGCUGCCGGAGACGAGGGGUCGUGUUCUGUCUGAUACGAUGGAGGAAGAGGAGCACAAGCUCAGUGACGAAGAACCUGCUCCAGUUUGUUGACCACACACCCUGAUGCCUGAAUGUGCCUCUUUCUUCUUCACUUCUUUUUUGUUUUUAUUUUGCAGAAGAAAUUAAUAAGUUGUGCAUAUAUUGUAACCAAGGCACUCAAAUAAAUAAAAUAUUUUUUAUUUUUCCAAAA